Molecule: messenger RNA, 1017 nt
Organism: Aspergillus mulundensis
Lineage: Eukaryota; Fungi; Ascomycota; Eurotiomycetes; Eurotiales; Aspergillaceae
Product: phosphotransferase family protein
Exons: 2
Coding region: 1-1017 (338 amino acids)
Source: RefSeq, a predicted model, not a curated record
AUGGGCAUGGACAAACCGUGGACUCAGCAAGCUAUUGACAAGUUCUUCGCGACCCGAGAAUCUCCUACUCAAGCAGAGUGCGAUGACCAUGCCCGCAAGAUCUCUGGUGCUUCCACAGUCCAGCAAGUUGCCGUUCCAGGCUCACUGAGCUACACAGUCCGCUGCAAAGAUUUCCCUAGCGUAGAGCGUGAUUUGAUUGUGUCCUUUCGGCAAGUCGAGUCAUCCCUAGAUCAUGGUGUCCUCAAUUUGGCAAGAUCUAUCCACGGCGCAUUAGUCCCAGAACCUGUCUUCCGUGGCAAAAUGCCUAAUUCAAACCCGCCCCUUCUGGUCUAUACGAUGCCAUAUUUGCCAGGCAUCCCUUGCCUAGAGGCUCUCGCGAGCAAAACCGGGUUGAGCCUCGAUGAGCAGAGCAGACAUAUAUGUUUUGCCAAGCAUCUAGCCAGAUAUUUUGCUCGGUGUUGGUUAAGUCCGCAGCCGGUUGACCCUGAAGCGCAAGCAGACUUCCGGAAGAGAGUCUACCGCCAACUCAUGAAAUUCAAGACCUCCCCCCUUUCCUGCACGAUAAUCGUUGAAUUAGAACGCAGCCUUCCGAUUCUCUUCGGCCAGACGUACCCACAAGUCCUUACACACAACGACCUUUCUCAAACAAAUAUCUUGCUAAAUGAGGAAUCUUUUGAGAUCACAGGUGUCGUCGAUUGGUCCCUGGCCGGAGUGCAACCCUUUGGCAUGGACCUAGACUCCCUUCUAUUAGCGACUGGCUAUAUGGAUCUCAACGGCUGGCACAAUUACCCAUGCCGCUUGCAAAUGCUUAAUGCCUUUUGGGACGAGUUUUGGAUUCACUGCCAAAUUCACGACGAUAUACGCCAGCGAGAGAUCCGUGCCUCUGCAAUGCAGGCCGCCAAAGUAGGCGCUGUGUUGCACUACGCAUUCCAGCGCAACGCCAAUGGUUCCCCAUCCGAGGAGCUGACGACUUCUAAAUGGGCCUUGAAAACUCUGAAUGCUAUGCUUACGGCCUAG